This is a messenger RNA of Carassius carassius (crucian carp), 3326 nucleotides long. Its product is annotated as fragile X messenger ribonucleoprotein 1 homolog A-like. The transcript has 15 exons. Gene Ontology annotation, biological process: regulation of alternative mRNA splicing, via spliceosome; negative regulation of translation; central nervous system development. Gene Ontology annotation, molecular function: translation regulator activity; protein homodimerization activity; mRNA 3'-UTR binding. NCBI's taxonomy places the organism in Eukaryota, Metazoa, Chordata, Actinopteri, Cypriniformes, Cyprinidae. The record is from RefSeq and is a predicted model, not a curated record. Gene Ontology annotation, cellular component: neuronal ribonucleoprotein granule; growth cone; presynapse. Bases 241 to 1950 code for a protein of 569 amino acids.
GGGCCCGUGUCACGUGACGGGGGAAAUAGGGAGGCUCUUGUGUUUACAUCAAUGCAUUCAACAGCGGCUGCUGCAGAGCGUCUACACAUCAAUGUUUUUUGCUUUCAUUUCUUUAAAAACGAGCCCGAUCAUUGGUACACACGGUAGUUUCGAGUCCGUUCGAGCAUAACGCUGCUGUGUGAUAAAGGGAGCGCGCGUCUGCUGUAGCUGUGAUCAGUUGUGUAUUAGAUUACUGGCGUUAUGGACGAGCUCGCGGUGGAAGUGCGAGGAGCGAGUGGAGCUUUCUACAAGGCUCUAGUAAAGGAUGUCCAUGAGAGUACAGUCACAGUGUCUUUUGAAAACAAUUGGCAGCCAGAACGACAGAUUCCUUUCCAUGAUGUCCGGUUUCCACCUCCCACCGGCUUUCAGAAAGAGAUAAAUGAGAGUGAUGAAGUGGAGGUUUACUCCAGGGCCAAUGAUAAAGAGCCUUGCGGAUGGUGGCUAGCCAAAGUUUGCAUGGUGAAAGGAGAGUUUUAUGUGAUAGAAUACGCAGCCUGUGAUGCAACGCUAAAUGAAAUCGUCACAUUAGAGAGGCUACGACCUGUGAACCCCAACAAAGCCGCGUCAAAGGACACCUUUCUCAAAAUCAGACUCGAUGUUCCUGAAGACUUGAGACAGAUGUGUGCGAAAGACUCUGCACAUAAAGACUUCAAAAAAGCGAUCGGAGCGUUUAACGUCACUUAUGACUCGGAAGAAAAGCAGUUGGUUAUUUUGUCAGUUAAUGAAGUUACGGCAAAGCGGAUAGCCAUGUUGAGUGACAUGCACUUCAGGAGUCUGCGCACAAAGCUGAUGCUGAUCCUGAGGAAUGAGGAAGCAACCCGACAGCUGGAGAGUUCUCGACAACUUGCCUCAAGGUUCCAUGAGCAAUUUGUGGUGCGUGAUGACCUCAUGGGAUUGGCCAUAGGCACCCAUGGGGCGAAUAUCCAGCAGGCUAGAAAGAUUCCUGGGGUCACUACCAUAGAUCUCGAUGAAGAGACCUGCACGUUUCACAUCUAUGGAGAGGACCAGGAGGCUGUUCGGAAGGCCAGAAGCUACCUGGAAUUUUCUGAAGAAGUUAUCAAAGUUCCUAAGAAUUUAGUCGGAAAAGUCAUUGGCAAGAGUGGGAAGCUGAUUCAAGAGGUUGUGGAUAAAUCGGGAGUUGUCAGAGUUCGAGUGGAGCCGGAAAAUGACAAAAAGCCUACUCCAUUAGACGAGGGAAUGGUGCCGUUUGUGUUUGUGGGGACGAAGGAAAGCAUUUCAAAUGCACGUAUUCUGCUGGACUACCAUCUAAAUUAUCUAAAGGAGGUGGAUCAGCUGCGAAUGGAGAGACUGCAGAUCGAUGAACAGCUCAGACAAAUCGGUGGAGGGCCUAGAGCUCUGCCGGGACGUCCUGAGAAAGAAAAGCCUUUCAUGGCUGAUAAUGGAAUGGGACCCUCACGGGGUGGCGGCAAACCUUUCGGUCGUGGAGGGAGAGGGAGACGGGGCCCGACACUGACUUCAGGAACCAACUCUGAGGCCUCUAAUGCAUCUGAGACCGAAUCCGACCACAGAGAUGAGCUCAGUGACUGGUCCCUGGCCCCUACGGAUGAGGAGUCCAUGGGUUACCCCAAAAGGGCCCUUGAUGGACGCAAAAGGGGUGGAGGGCCCCGAGGUCGUGGAGGGAGAGGAAGAGGAGGAUACAAAACCGAAGACAUGCACUGGAAUGACUCCCGCUCCCGUAGUUCCAGAGACUCGAAGCUGAGACCGCAGGAAGACUCAUUGCAGAUCCGCAUCGACAGCAAUAACGAGAGGAGCGUCCACACCAGCCGAGGCUCCCAGGCUCUGACAGGAGACAGCGGAGGGAACCGGCAGAGACCCAUAAAGGAACGAGGGAUGAAGAACGACAAGCAGGACGGCCCAGACAGCCAAGCCGUUGUGAACGGCAUUUCUUAGAGAAUAAAGUGCCCCCUUCCCCCAUUCUCCCUCUCAGCUCCACCAAUCCAGAUGCUUCUUCAUUAGAGACACAUUAGGCCAAAGAGAACCAGGUCAGUAGGGCUGUCGCAAGACAUGACAUAAAGCACACUUUGUAAUUGAUAGUUGGGGUAAAAGACGAGGUCUCUUGGUGUGUGGUGUAUUGGAUUUGGUAGUCUUCAUGGAUUAGAGAGACCGGUCUCUAAAUCACAACUGAAGCUACAGUUUUCUAAUUGACUUUCUAAAUAACUACCUAUGAAGCAUAAAGAAGCUGUGGAUUAAAUGUCUCUCAAAAAUGAAAUCCUGAAAUGGUUUCCAAGCAAUUGGUUUUUAAAGGUGUUUUUUUUUUUUUUUUUUCACAAUGUCCAAACAAAAGGGAAAGAAACACAUUGGAGGAUGAACUCAAGUGCUCGGGGCCCAGGUUUAUGCCACAUCUCAUGGCAUACGUUGUUUUUACACGCUUUGGUGUUCAUGGUUACUCGAGCCCAUUCUGAUGUGAGAUUUUAGCCACAUCAUUAGCAAAAAAAAACAAAAGAAAACCGAUGGCAAAUGUAAAAAAAAGCUCCUGUCUGGAUCUGUGCCUUUACCUAGUGUGGAUAGUAUCAUCAUUUGGAUGUUUAAAUCAGGGAAGAAGAGGUGAACAACCUGUCUGAGCAACGUGUGUUUCAAUCUCAGCCGACAACUUUUUUUUCUCGGUGUUGCAUGUGUUUCACCAACAUGUUGUAUGUCUGAAAAGCAGGAUUCUAUCAAGUCGGCUGAAUUCUCAUAUUUUGCCAUAGCUGAGUUGUGUGUAGUAAAGGUAUUAACCUAACUAAACUAGUCAACUGUGGAAGUCAUAAAUUGUAACCAACCACCAAGAGAAGAAUAUCAGUGCUAAUUCAGUGACGUCAGCAUCACCGAGUAUGAAUUGAUUUUGACAUUUAACAUAUCUUUGCAUUAUAUGACAAUUUGUUUUAUAUUUUUUUUCAAUAGAGGUAGCAAAGCAGUUUCCUUUAAAAAUUCAUGUCUCUCAUUUUCCUCCAAUCACGAUAAAUGACACAAAGUGAACUUUUUUUCUUUUUCUCAAAUGCUCGUUUUCGCUCCUGUCCAUGCUGCCCACAGUAAACUGCCAUCUUCCCUGCUGUAUUUUUCAGCAUCAGGUGUGAAGCACCUCUGUAACAUUGUCUUUGUCCUAACAGUGGCUCAUCAUAGACUGAAAAUGUUGAACUGUGGGGUUGCAUACUGUAUAUUACGUCAUCCGUUAAGAGAUUGUUGCUGUUCUUUUUAGAAUGAACUUUAAAUGUGCACUUAACAUGUUUGUGUUACUCUGCAAGUACUUUAUAAUCUAUAAACCUAUAAUAAACUAGAAUGUGAUAAGA